UUCAAAAAUGUGUAACGGUCGCUUAAUGUUUGGUGUUUGAAAACAAGUACAAAAGUGCCCUAAUAAAAUGUUUCACAUCAAUUUUGUAAUACCACAAAACAAGAAUGAACUAUUAAGCGACAACGAUCGCCAAUAUUACGUACGUAACGUUAUCAGUACCAGAGAAAUUCAACUGAAAUUACGAGAGGCCAAACAGUGUCUAAAAGAUGAAGGACCCGAAUUUAUUUUCGACAACUUCGACACUUACUACUCCAUACUACACCAUGCAGAUUCGUUAGAUAUGGAAAUCAUCAUCAAAUCGUACGAGGUGUUGCAAAAAGCCAUGCAAGAACUAAACAAUAAUCUUAACUUCCUACUGCAAGACAAGGACAAUUUGAACGAAGAAUUUAACUCGAAAUACGUCAACGUUCUUAAAAUGCUCGUUUACGUGUACAGCCAGACCGUUAUCUUGGUGGAACAAAAGCUGGAAUCGAAACGGUCACAGACCCUCCAACAGAAGGGACGUCAACGUAAAAAGCAGCCGUCUCUCGAUUGUUACGAUUUCGACAAAAAGCUCGUGUUAGUUACGCUUAGCAACGUCGUGCAGCACGAAAUCAAUCUUUUUUGGGACCCGCCCGUUGUGGAGGACACGUUUAUUACCUUGGUCGCCGAGGUGUGCUAUCGUUUCCUCGAAAGUUCGACGAUCAAAUCUGAGAAGGAGGUGUGCACCGAGCUGCUGAGCACGUUGGGCGUGCUGAUCAAGUCGUACAAUCACGGCAUGACGUUCGUCGUGCGCAUCGUGCAGCUGAUAAAGAUACACGACUUUCUCAGCCACUGCGUUCCGCAGGGGAUACAGCUGCUCGUCAAGAAUUAUCACUGUAAGAGUCUGAUUCGCGAUUUCGUCCAGGAGAUAACCGAGUGGCAGACGGAUGAGAAGUUUCAGGAUUUACAGGGUGGACGUAAUUGCGCAGCCGUUCUGUUCGAAAUGGCGAACCUAAUGCCCGACCUGAUGAUUCCCGAAGUGAUGUAUUUGACCCGUUAUCUGGCACACGAGUCGUACACGUUGCGCAAUUCCGUUUUGCACGUAAUAACGGAGGUCGUCCUAAACGUUCUCACCAAAAACAAUUUAACCGAGGAGCAGCGCGAAAGUCGCGACGAAUUUCUCUCGAUACUAAUGGAUCAUAUUCGCGAUACGUCCGCUUUGGUCAGGACGAAGGUUUUCCAACACUGGUCCCGUUUGCAGCAGGAGAACGCCAUCCCCGUGAAGAUUCAGAGCGAGGUUCUGUCGCGCGCGGUGAUGCACCUGCGCGAUAAGGCGGCGAACGUUCGCAAGACCGCCGCCAGUUGCGUCACCACGUUUCUCUCCCACAACAUCUACUCGUCAAGCUUGCAACUGGACAAAAUUCAAAAACAGCUCGAGAUUGACACCGAAAACUUGAAAAAUUUGAAAGCGAAGCUCGAGGAUAGUCACGUGAGUAAGAUCAACGAGUUGACGGAGCAGUGGAAUUCGAAGGAGGCUGAUCUGAUUGCUGUCAUAACCGAGCAGCUGCAAGACGAAGAGUUAAUGGCGGAACGCAAAAGUUCGCAGGUUUCCGAAAGGCACCUCCCCGAUUUGAUACGCAUGUAUGUGCUCGAUAACAAGUUUAAGGAGGCCUUUGAGAUUUGCUGGGCUGCUGAUGCGUUACCGGAAUGGGAGGAAAUGAAAGAUGCCAUAGACGAGGGGGAGAAGGUGCAGAUGUUCGCAACUUUAAUACGCACAAUUUUCAUGGACAUAACGUCGCUUAAUCCCGACGAGAAUUCAACCGCCGUCGUCACCGAAUCGGAUCUAGCGCAGCUGGUGGCUCUGGAAACGAGCGUCGAGUUCUUAACGCGCACCGCCGAUUUUCUGCGGUUGAUCGAUAGCGCGAUCAAACCGAUGAGCGAUUUGCUCGAGUCGGCUUCGGUGAGCGACAUGCAGGAAGCGAUCGAAUUUUUCGUAACCGCAUACAAGUUCAACAUCAACAACGCCCUCUUUGGCGUCCUAGAAAUGCUGAAGAUCAUGCAGAGGAACGAGCAAGAACGUAAGGACCACGUCAUUGACGCUUUCAAAUCAAUAUACCUAACGACGGAUUCCACGACCAUGAGGGAGCACACGACGAUAAUCGUCGAACGUCUGAUUAACCUUCUCAAAAUCGUCCCGUACCGAAACUACCAAGAUCUAACCUUGAUCAUAGCCGAGUGGGUCUCGAAGUCGAUCCUCGACAACAGCAUCAUCGACCAGCUGUGGCAGUACUUUACGAAGAAGGCGGACGUUAGCGACGAGCACGCGCGCGCCGCCCUCACUCUGCUAACGAUGGCGACGAUGGGACGCCGCACGAUCGGAUCGAAGAACAUCAGGCUCGUGGCGGCGGUGGGUUUCGGACCGCGCGCCGAAAACGACAUACUGCUCUUGAAGGGGGCGUGCGAGUUUCUGCAGCAGGCCGGACGCGAGAAGCAGGACAUCACCGAUUCGAAGCCGCCGUUCAAAAUUAAGGCGAACGAUCCGAUGUGGAAGAGCCUGAUCGAAAAUGUCUGCAAUAGUUUUUAUCGCAGUAACCCUUUUUAUAACGGGAUGAUUACUAGUGCCAUCGGAUGUAUUUAUCGUCUAUGUUCAAAACCGGAAAAAAUCUGUGAAGAUCUGGUGGAAAAUUUAUUUAACUCGUUACGAACAGAACUCUCUAACAAUCCAACCCUGGACGGUUACUUGAUUAUACAAAUUACGCACUUACUCGGCGAAAUUGCCGUGAAGGAGUUGAACUUUCUCGACGAAUCGGUGUAUAAGGAGCUGAAGCGGCGCAAUUACAUUCGCGAAGAGCGCAAAUGCACCACGAAAAAUAAGAAAGCGGUGAAAGUGAAACAGGUUCAGAACGCCUCCGCUUUGAAGCGUGGCAGCAGCAACGCGACGAACAACCAAAGCAGUCUCGCCGAUGACUCGACGGCCGCAGGUGACGAAAGUACGCUGGAAGGCGCACAGGCCGACGACACCGAUGCCGAAUUCAUCUUGAACGUUCUCGAGAAUAACACCGUGUCGAAGACGAGCGGACUGGGAAAGCUCGCACCGAUUAUUGUUCGCGUAUGCCAACAGUCGGACGUUUACGACGACGAGCGCGUUCAAGGCACCGCGAUCAUCGCGCUUCUUCGCUAUAUGGCGGUCUCGAGCAAAUUCUGUCAACAGCACAUGCAACUCGUGUUCACGAUCUUGGAACGGACGAAGUAUCCGAUCGUAAAAUCGAACAUCAUGAUUCACUGUUCGGAUCUAUUGGAAAGGUUUCCGAACAUCGUCGAGCCGUGGACUCCUCGUAUGUACGAAAGAUUGAGUGACCCGUGCGUCGACGUGCGAGUGAGCACGUUCUUCAUUUUGGCCAACCUGAUUCUGCGCGAUAUGCUACGAGUUCAAGGUCACAUUUCGGAAAUGGCGCGCUGCAUUGUGGACGAGGAGGAGCAACUGCGCGACAUGAGCAAAACCUUCUUUAUACAGCUGUCCCACAAGGCGAACAACUUGUACAACAUUUUACCCGACAUAUUCUCGCAUUUGUGCGAUAACGAAAACUUGGACGAGGCGAAUUUAAAGCACAUCAUGAAGUUCCUCUUUGGCCUAAUCGACAAAAAUAAGCAGAUGGAAAAUCUGGUGGAGCGGUUCUGUCCGAAGUUCCGAUUGACGGAUGACAAUCGGAAAUGUCGAAAUAUCGCCUACUGCCUCUCGCUAAUCCAGUACAAUGAGAAGGGAUUGCGAAACCUAAUCGAGGGCUUCGGCUUUUACAAAAACGCCUUGCUGAACGAGGAUGUCUACUCCGCGUUCCAGCAAAUCGUGGCCACCGGCAAUCGAUCGACCAAAAACGAAAUUAAGGCACUCGCGACCGAAUUAGAGCAGAAAAUUAGCUCCGUUUUCGACGUAGACGAGAACGGUCAACAGGUCGGUACUCCAAAUAGGCCGCCCAGGCCUGCGCAGCCGAAGUCGGCGUUCAAAAAGCCGAAGGGGAAAGCGCCGCUUAAGAGGGCUAAAAAGAAAAAGGUGGCGAGCGAUAGUGAUGACAGCGAUUCUGAGGGGAAGGAGAACGUAAGACAGACAAGACGCGCACGAGCGCCACCACGAGUUAUACGAGAUGAAGAUAGUGAUUCAGACUAGUUUUUUUGUAGAUAUAUGUUAAUUUUAUCAUUAGUCUUAUAUUUAUUGAGGUUACUACUUAUGAUGCAUAUCCUGUACCAUUUUAUAAGAAAUUUUAGAUAAUGA
Molecule: messenger RNA, 4228 nt
Organism: Photinus pyralis (common eastern firefly)
Lineage: Eukaryota; Metazoa; Arthropoda; Insecta; Coleoptera; Lampyridae
Gene: Cap-D2
Product: condensin complex subunit 1
Exons: 13
Coding region: 68-4123 (1351 amino acids)
Biological process (GO): meiotic chromosome condensation; mitotic chromosome condensation; mitotic cell cycle
Cellular component (GO): nucleus; condensed chromosome, centromeric region
Molecular function (GO): histone binding
Source: RefSeq, a predicted model, not a curated record